CAGGAGGCUGCACUGCACAGACUCCCGGUCCCUGCCGAGCUGUCCAGGCAGCAGCCUGAGUCUUAGAGCUCCGGAGCCGCGCCGCUCAGGAGCAACCCCAUGGCAGAGCAGCUGGCCUUGGUGAUAGGAUGCAUCAUUGGGGGGCUGCUGCUGCUGAUCGGAGUCAGCUGCUGUCUGUGGAAGAGGCUUUGUACCACCUUCACCUAUGAGGAACUGCCAGAGACAGCAGACCCGGCCACCAGCUCUUCCUGCAGCAAAAAAGAGGACAGGCCCUGCCGGUAUGCUGGAAUCCCGUCUGUCAGGCUACCAAGUGUACCUUUUGUGGUACCCCCUUCUCACCAAGGCCGAGACUGGGUACGCCUACAUGGUGGUGAUUGGGCUGUGGCCCCACAGGACCCCUGCCCUGUCCCAGAGCACAUAACCUGCACCUCGAGUCCUGCCGCCGGCCAGACCUCCCUCCCCUUGUGUGUAAUGGGGAGCAUCAACCCCGAGCUGUACAAGUCCUCAGAGGACGCGAGUGAGGCGGGCUUCCCCGAUGGCUGCCUGGGCCGGCUGUGGUUCUCCGUGGAGUACCAGCAGGAGUCCGAGCGGCUGCUGGUGGACCUGAUCAAGGCCCAGCAACUCCAAGUUCCCUCUGAGACCUGCAGCACGCUGGUGAAGCUCCACCUGCUGCCUGACAAGCGGCGUUUCCUUCAGUCCAAGGUCAAACGCAAAACUUGCAACCCACAGUUUGAUGAGAGCUUCAUCUUUCAGGUAUCCAGCAAAAGUGUUGCCCAGAGGGUGCUGAAGUUCUCCGUGUACCACGUAAACAAACAGAGGAAGCACCAGCUCCUGGGCCAGGUGCUGUUCCCACUGAAGAAUGAGACCCUGGCAGGGGACCGCCACCGUGUCAUCUGGAGAGACCUGGAAGCUGAGAACCUGGAGCCCCUCUCGGAGUUUGGUGAUCUCCAGUUCUGCCUCAGCUACAACGACUACCUGAGCCGCCUGACUGUGGUCGUGCUCCGGGCCAAGGGUCUCCAGCUCCAGGAAGACAGGGGUGUUGUCAGCGUGUUUGUCAAGGUGUCUCUGAUGAAUCACAACAAAUUCGUCAAGUGCAAGAGGACUUCGGCUGUACUGGGCUCCAUCAACCCCGUGUACAAUGAAACCUUCAGCUUCAAGGCUGACGCCAACGAGCUGGACACCGCCAGCCUUAGCCUGGUGGUGCUGCAGAUCACAGAAGGGGACAAGAGCUACCCACUGGGCCGAGUGGUAGUGGGCCCCUACAUGUACACCCGUGGCAAAGAGCUUGAGCACUGGAAUGAGAUGCUCCGCAAACCAAAGGAGCUGGUGAAGCGCUGGCACGCGCUCUGCUGCCCCAUGGAGCCCUGAGCCAUCCGUCGUGCCCCCACGCGUGCGACACAACACCGUGGA
This is a messenger RNA of Rattus rattus (black rat), 1410 nucleotides long. Its product is annotated as synaptotagmin-15. Gene Ontology annotation, biological process: cellular response to calcium ion; regulation of dopamine secretion; regulation of calcium ion-dependent exocytosis. Gene Ontology annotation, molecular function: clathrin binding; phosphatidylserine binding; syntaxin binding. Lineage: Eukaryota; Metazoa; Chordata; Mammalia; Rodentia; Muridae. The record is from RefSeq and is a predicted model, not a curated record. The transcript has 8 exons. Bases 100 to 1368 code for a protein of 422 amino acids.